GAAAAUUUAUCAAAUUUAAUAUAAUUAUAAAAUCCAGUACUCAUGGCAUAUAUUGGUAAAGUGUUAUAAUACUGGUUUUAGGUUGUAUAUUUUCUCCUUUGUUUUCUAUUUGAGCUAUUGAUAAAAGUCAAUAUAAAUAUGUUGUUAUACUGUUAUAGAAAACUUAAAUAAUGAAGAGUUUGAUGUUACGUGGGGUGGAAAGAAGUCACGAUACUUAUAUACCUAUAAGUUACAAUCACCGCUUUCACAAAUGUCCACUGAUACAGAUGAAUCAGAGACUAGUAGUAUAAGAAGCACUCAGACAAGAUCAACAGUUGAAGCCAUCAGUGUAACUGAUUUAUCUAACGAAAGUUAUUUAAGUGACUGCAGUAUUUGUAAUGAUAAUAAAGAAAUUACUAAUAAAAAUGAAGAAUUUGAACUCAGAAGUUCAUCAUCAUGCCAUAAUAUUCAUUUAGAUUCAUCAGAUUCUUCAAUAAUACUAACUAAGGAGAUUUCUCAUAACAUUAAAGUUUUCAAUGACACGUUACCUGAUAUUGACAAUGGAUAUAAUGAGGAUACGGAUUACCAAUUAACCACACCUAAUAUAAAUCGAACACCUCCGGCUUGUUUUCAAAAAUGUCUUCAGUGUGGAGAAGAAAAUUCAAAUCCUUAUUUUCAAUUUUGUUUUAUAUGUUUUCAAUAUCGUAAGGAAUUUUUCGGAAAAAGACCAUUGCCAAAAAACAUCAAAAAAUUGAAUAAGAAAGUAAGCAAUUUAAUAAAAGAAACAAAUUCUAAGAAAUCAGAUUCAAAUAACAUGUUUCCAAAUGAAAAUAAAUCAAAUGAAGAUAAUGGGAAAAAUAAAGAGAACUUAUGCAUUAUUUGUUGUUUAAAUCAAAGAAAUGGAAUAAUAAACCACGGGAAAAUUGGCCACAUUGUAACUUGUUAUUCUUGUGCAAAACACUUAUGGAGUACAUCAAAUACAUGCCCUCUUUGUAAUGUCAAAAUUAAAUGUGUAACAAAAAUG
Molecule: messenger RNA, 1003 nt
Organism: Rhopalosiphum maidis (corn leaf aphid)
Lineage: Eukaryota; Metazoa; Arthropoda; Insecta; Hemiptera; Aphididae
Product: E3 ubiquitin-protein ligase Mdm2-like
Exons: 4
Source: RefSeq, a predicted model, not a curated record